UAAUCACAAAUUUCUCACAAAACAAUUUGAAUUUAAAACUGUGUUUAAAAUAGUUUAUUAUUGUGUAUAACUAUUAAUAAAUACUAUAAUAUACGAAUUAAAAUUAUUAGAAAUAUACCACAGCAAGUUCGAUGGUUCAUACGUCCUAUAUCUUUUACAGGUACUCUCAUUGAUUGUAAGAGCUCUAUACUACAUGACUGAAGAUUUAAGUUUCACUCUAAGGCCUUCUUCUGGCCCAUUUAAGAGUCCUAAAGAAAUAGUAAAAUUUUAUAACGAUUUUGACGGAUGGCAAGAAGUUUUGCCAAAGACAGAUAACACCUAUUCACCUGGAUCUAAAUACUACAAAUAUGAAGUAUCUCCCGGCAUACCUCUCAUACCAAAUAUGUCAAGAUUACCCCUUAAAUCUUAUGAGAAAACUCCUCUGAAACAAGAUUUUUCUGAAGAUCAAUCAUCUCAUAUCUUUAAUUCUAGUCAUAUAAAAAAAAAAUUAUUUACAUCUACAACUUAUAAAAAUUAUAAAGUAACAAAUCACAACGAAACAGAAAUCGAAGAAACCUCAAUUACUAAUAAAAGAAAAGCUGUAACACUUAUAAAACACGUGUCACAUUCAGUUCAAAUAUUUAUUAAAUUCAUAAUUUCAUAUUUUAUUUCUAUUUCUACAUUAUCUGAAAUACACGAGUCUGUAAUGGAGAUUGGUUCCAAUAUAAUUAAUACCACUAUUCGGAAGUUAACAAAUUGGGUGCAUUUGGCCACUAUUACUAUGGUGCACUACGAUUUGAUCAUAAUCACAACUAUACGAAAAAUAAUUGAACAUUAUUUUGGACAUACCAGAAUAAACCAGCUAAUGAUAUCUAUCUUAAUUUCAGCAUUGAUAAUAUUUUUAACUGUUGGUGUUUUAAAUUACAUGACACCUUUAGAAAUUCCAGUAUGGCAAGAUUCUUGGACUCAUUUUCUUUUAUCACCGUUUAUUAGUAUACUCAAUUUGAUUACAUCAAUUUUUCAAGUGUUCUCUUCUACUUUUCAUUUUGUAUUGGAUUUAGUAAUAAUGGUGUUUGCUUCAACAAUGGUUGCAUUACAAUUAUUUGGGCAAUUAUUUUUUAAUGUUUUUCGUAAUAUUAAUACUGUUGUGGACUCUGCCUCUCAAAUCCAUACUAUUCCUGUUGAACAAAAUCAAGGAUUUUUAGCAUUUGAUUAUAAUCUGUUAGCUAGAAAAAUUAUAGCUUCUGAAGAAUUUCAACAUGUACUUAUUAAUCAAUUAAAUAUUUCACAGUCAAAUUUAGUAAAAUUACAUGAUCAAGAAUUUCAACAAAUAUUAAAAAACCAAUUAGAAAAACUGAACUCUGAGAACUUAAAUUGGAUUAAUAAUCAAUUAAACAACCAAAAGAUUACACUAAACAAUGUUAAGAAUGAAAUUGCUGGUCAAGAAAAAGAAACGAUUCAAUUAAUGGAAAAAAAAAUUUCAGAACUACAAAAUAUUGUAUCAAACUUAAUUAAUAGCUUUGAAGAUUACAAAUCCAAACCAGCCGUAUUAAAAACAAAUACUGAAUCUGUAUCAAAAGAAUCUUGUUCUAAAAAUGAUUGGAAUUCAAUUGUCAAUUAUAUUGAGCAGUAUGUCAACAUAACAAUGAAAUCUACAUUAAGUGUUUAUGAUGCUGAUAAAACAGGAAUGGUUGAUUACGCUCUAGAAUCUGCUGGUGCUACAGUGCUAGGGACUCGUUGUACUCAAACUAAGCCCUCGACAGCAGCAUUAACAAUGUUUGGGAUACCUUUAUGGUUUAUAUCAAAUGGUCCGAGACUGGCUAUUCAGGUAGGUGUUAAUCCUGGUCAAUGUUGGGCAUUCAUUGGUGCUAAGGGUUUUUUGGUGUUGAAGUUGUCAAAAACUAUACAUGUAACUGGUUUUACCAUAGAACAUUUACCAAAAUCACUUUCAGAAGAUGGUCAUAUAAGAUCUGCCCCAAAAGAUUUCAGUGUUUGGGGAUUAAAACAUGAAUCGGAUUCAAAUGGUAAACUGUUGGGUAAAUAUCAGUUUACUGUCGAUGGGCCUAGUUUACAAUAUUUUAAUGCUGAGGGGACAGAUAAUAUUUACCCCAUUGUAGAACUAAGAAUAGAAUCAAAUCACGGACAUGAUGAGUAUACAUGUUUAUAUCGUAUCAGGGUUCACGGAGAGCUGGCUGUUUAAUGGUACUUAAUGAAUGUAGUCAAGAGGUUUAUUUAUAAGUACAAAGUUAACAAACAUUUAUACUUUAUUUAAUUGGUUACCACUAGCCUUCAGUUAAAACAAAAAUAAAAAAUAAGUAUAUUAAUAUUUUUUAUCACCAAAGAUUGAAAGUUAAUUUUUAAUUUAUUUUCACGCCAUUGCAAUUAAAAGCUUUUGUGUUAAAUAUAAUAAAUGUUUGAAUUAUUUAUAUCUUAUUUUACGUUUAGAUAAUGAUUUAUUUUCUUUUUAAUUUUG
Molecule: messenger RNA, 2452 nt
Organism: Rhopalosiphum maidis (corn leaf aphid)
Lineage: Eukaryota; Metazoa; Arthropoda; Insecta; Hemiptera; Aphididae
Product: SUN domain-containing protein 1-like
Exons: 13
Coding region: 194-2179 (661 amino acids)
Biological process (GO): nuclear envelope organization
Cellular component (GO): meiotic nuclear membrane microtubule tethering complex; nuclear envelope
Molecular function (GO): protein-membrane adaptor activity
Source: RefSeq, a predicted model, not a curated record